Molecule: messenger RNA, 1453 nt
Organism: Olea europaea var. sylvestris
Lineage: Eukaryota; Viridiplantae; Streptophyta; Magnoliopsida; Lamiales; Oleaceae
Product: E3 ubiquitin-protein ligase CSU1-like
Exons: 2
Coding region: 196-1110 (304 amino acids)
Cellular component (GO): nucleus
Molecular function (GO): ubiquitin protein ligase activity
Source: RefSeq, a predicted model, not a curated record
AUUCCAGUCAGAAAAGGAAAGUUCUAUCCAUUUCAAGAGACACGUAUACAUAUUACUCACAGUAGGUCACCGCCUGUGAAAUUAUCAAUCCAACACGAGCCGUGGAAAAAUCGAAUAAAAUCCUAGGGUUUCUACGAUCCCUAAAUUUCCCAAUCAAAUCCUGUCUUUCUUGAUUGUUAAUAUUUCUUCCAAAAUAUGCCUCAAAGACACUCGAAGAACAACAACGAUUUAGCUUUCUUUACGUACGAUGAGAAGAAGAAGCUCGGGUAUGGUACCCAGAAAGAAAGACUCGGCAAGGACUCGAUAAAACCAUUCGAUGCUUGCAGUCUGUGCUUGAAGCCAUUUAUUGAUCCCUUGUCUUGCCAGAAAGGCCACGUCUUUUGCAAAGAAUGCAUUUUCGAAUGUCUUUUGGCCCAAAAGAAAGACAUUCAAAGAAAGAUAGCGGCCCAUGCUGGUCAGCAGAAGCAGGAAAAAGAAGAGGAAGAAGAGAAGUUGAUGUUGCAGAAAGCCCGAGAUCUCGAUGCAUUUGAUCAACAGAACCAUGGGGCAGUACCGCAGUACAAUGAUAAGAACUUCAACAGGGACAAAAAUGGUUUCCAUGGGGCUAACAGUGUGAAGGCCACAUCAUAUGAAGAGGAAGCACUCCGCACAAUGAAAGCAUUUUGGCUGCCGUCUGCAACUCCAGAAGCUCCUGCAAAAGUAGAGGUCCCAUUGACUGACACAAUCUGUCCAGAAGGAAAGGAAAAACUCAGAAUGAAGACGCUUUUCCCUAUCUACUUCACAGAAGAUGCCAGCGUACAAAAGAAAUCUAGUUCUCUUGAUAAGAGCUACAUCUGUCCCAGCUGCAAGGUCACACUUACAAACACGCUGUCACUUGUGGCCUUGAGUUCUUGUGGUCAUGUUUUUUGCAAGAAAUGCGCCGAGAAAUUCAUGGCUGUUGAUAAGGUCUGCCUAGUCUGCGACAAGCCAUGCAAAGAGAGGAAUCUGGUCAAGUUGGAAAAGGGAGGAACUGGUUUUGUAGCCCAUGGAGAUCAUCUUGAAGCAACUGACUUUAAGCAUUUAGGAAGUGGUUCAGGGCUGGGGCUUGUAAGACCUGCAAUGAAGACUUGAUUUUGCUGAGUGAUUCAUUUUCAGUUGCAUAUAUAUCACUCUUUAAAUUCCAUUGACAUCAAUGCUUCAUAUAAUCUGUAGCUGCAUCUAUGUUGUUUUAUUAUCUUAACUGUGAUGUAGUAGUGUUUGAAAUGCAUCUUUUGCUGGGCUUGAUUUACGUUUGAUGUGGCCAACUGAAAAGCAGCAAACACUUUACAUUUCUCAACUGCAUAAACUUCCCUCGUAAAUGUGCUGAGAACUCAUCCAUUUUGAGGCAUUGAAUGCUAGUAUUUAUAUUGAUUCAAACUAUGUAAAAUCUUUGUUGAGUAAUGCUUAUGUGACAGGUGAUGAUCAUCACUCUAAA